Messenger RNA from Acanthopagrus latus (yellowfin seabream), 1745 nucleotides. RefSeq lists its product as uncharacterized. The record is from RefSeq and is a predicted model, not a curated record. Lineage: Eukaryota; Metazoa; Chordata; Actinopteri; Spariformes; Sparidae. The transcript is spliced from 5 exons. The coding region runs from base 723 to 1484 and encodes 253 amino acids.
GGUCACAACACAAGGCUAGAGCAACGGACUCGGCGGGAAGAGCACCAGCAGAGACGGCCUGUCGGCACCCUCACCUGGAAGCAGCUUUACUGAACACCUUGAACGAUGACUGCAAACCAGAAGAUGACCAUGAGGGUCAUUCUAACCGAGGCAGAUAUAAGAAAAGUCAUCCUAAAUACAAGGCCCUCUACAGUCGAAGAUUUGAUAAGCAAGCUUAAAGAGUCACUGGGACUUCAAUACAACUUCAGUCUCCAAUACCAAGACCCCGAAUUCAAUAAUGAACUAUGUAAUCUGACAGAUACUGAAGAACUUCCAGAAAAACCAACAGUUAAAGUCUUGCCUGUCUUUGAGCUAGUACCUGUCCCACCGGAUGAAGUCUUCAAUGACACAACGAGUACAGCAGAUACAGAGAUACUUUCACACUCUUCUCAGGAGCGACAAGAACAGUGGCCAGAAUUUUUUGAAAUCCCGACAUUUUCUGUUGAUGUACAGUAUAGACUUAGGCAAGCAGAUCUGCUUUUUAUGAGUGAGGGAACACACCUUAAAGUAUCAAAAGAACUAAAACAUGAGAUACUUGAGAGAUUGGCAGAGAGCAUGUAUAGCUACACAGCAUACCCAACAGCUGCUCAGUUUGAAAGUGUUGCAGCAGCACUGAUAAGCAAACACCCUUGUCUCCAGGAGCCACUCGCUGUUGUGGUUGGAAAAAUAGACUAAAGUAUAAAAUGGCUAAUUAUAGAACAAAGCGCAGGCAAUCAGGAUGCCUUGAUGUUGCAGUAAAUGCUGGUAAGCGGGGAAGGCAUUCAGCAGAAGGACAACCAGCUAACAAGCGCAUCAAAAAGGCAAAGAAAGGUGAAAUCAACUACUUGCCCAACUUUCCGGAUGGAUUUGAUCGGACAGCCCUGGAGGGGGCAUGCAAAGACUUGGUUGAUGAAAUGCAGAAGAGAACACCAAAUGGACCUCUUGUGAAACAGAAGAUGGAUCAGACGUUUGCUCUGAGAAGAAAAGAGGUAGUGGAGUCGGAACCUGCCAUAAGCACAAUGGUGAAACGCUGGCCUGCCCUCUUCACUGAAGAUCAGGUGUUCAUGGAGUUCAGCAGGAUUGUGGGAAAGAACCUCAAGCAGGAAUUCUAUGAGAGCAUCGAUCGGCACAGUCCUCGUCUCCUUGAGUUAUUUCGCUCCAAGAGAGGGAAUGUUGGACAGUUGUUGACACAGAUUUCGCAACAGACCAGUACUACAGACCCUAAUGCGAUCCGGACACAGGUGCUCAGAGGACUUCCAAUCAUCCUGGGGGACAACCCCACAAACUUCUUCAAAGCUGGCUAUGAAUCUGAUGAUGAUGAUUCUUUCCGUGAUGUUGACAUCGGGAUACUUCUCAUUGAGCGUGAAGGUCCUGUGCUCACAUCUUCCCAGCAUCUCAGUCCAGCCUUGUUGAAAAUCAUCAUUGAGGGAGAAGUCGUGAUGGGAAACAUUCAAGAUCUGCUGUAGGAAGCGGGCUGAAGGAUGUGACUUAAGUCUUUGUAGAUGGAGUUAGAUAUUGUUUUGAUAUGAUAGUCUUUGUUGGUUCAUGUGUUGGCCUCCCUUCAUUUAGGCAGAUGAAGCAGUAUAAUUGUUUCAAUGAUUUGAAAUGACGAUGAUGAUGAUGAAUGAUUAAUCAUUUUAGGUUGGAUGUGUUGAUGUUGACCUGAUGGUAAGUUUGUAAUAAUAAGACUGGCUCUGUUUUGCCUUUUUCCUUAAAAAUAAAAUACA